UGCCCGGCGGCGGCCGCCCCGCUGCCGCUGCUCCCCGCCAAUGCUUCCUACCACGGCCGAAACUGCAGCGCCGAGGAGGGCAUCUACCAGGACGGCACGCCGCUCUCCGGCAAGAUCGUGCUCGCCGUCGUCCUGGCGCUCGUUACGCUGGCCACGGUACUCUCCAACGCCUUUGUGAUCGCCACGGUCUACCAGACGAGGAAACUCCACACGCCGGCCAACUAUCUCAUCGCCUCGCUGGCCUUCACUGACCUCCUCGUCUCCAUCCUCGUCAUGCCCAUCAGCACCAUGUACACUGUGACCGGGAAGUGGACGCUGGGCCAGAUCGUCUGCGAUAUAUGGCUGUCCUCGGACAUCACCUGUUGCACAGCGUCCAUCCUGCACCUCUGUGUCAUUGCCCUGGACCGGUAUUGGGCAAUCACAGACGCCGUCGAGUACUCUACAAAAAGGACUCCCAAGCGGGCAGCGGGCAUGAUUGCUCUGGUGUGGGUCUUCUCCAUCUGCAUCUCCAUACCCCCUUUGUUUUGGCGGCAGGCGAAGGCUGAGAAGGUCUCUCACUGUGUGGUGAACACGGACCACGUCCUCUACACCGUGUACUCCACGGUGGGAGCCUUCUACUUCCCCACCUUGCUGCUGAUAGCCCUCUAUGGGAGGAUCUACGUGGAAGCCAGGUCGAGGAUUUUGAAGCAGACGCCAAAGAAAGCAGGUAAAAGACUAACUCGGGCUCAGUUAAUCACGGACUCCCCGGGCUCGUCCUCCUCUGUCACGUCCAUAAACUCCAAGGCUCCCGAGGGAUCCAGCGAAACGGGCUCUCCGGUGUACAUGAACCAGGUGAAGGUGAAGGUCUCGGAUGCCCUGCUGGAGAAAAAGAAGCUCACGGCCGCUAGGGAGCGGAAAGCUACAAAGACUUUAGGGAUUAUUUUAGGAGCCUUCAUCGUCUGUUGGCUGCCCUUUUUCAUCAUCAGCCUAGUGAUGCCUAUUUGCAAGCACGCUUGCUGGUUCCACAUGGCCAUCUUUGACUUUUUCACGUGGCUUGGAUAUCUCAACUCCCUCAUCAACCCCAUCAUCUAUACUAUGUCCAACGAAGACUUCAAACAAGCUUUCCACAAACUCAUACGUUUCCGAUGCACAGGCUGAAUUUUGAAUGCGAUGUGUUCUCCGGGGCUGCCCCCAUGCACACCC
This is a messenger RNA of Tinamus guttatus (white-throated tinamou), 1182 nucleotides long. NCBI's taxonomy places the organism in Eukaryota, Metazoa, Chordata, Aves, Tinamiformes, Tinamidae. The record is from RefSeq and is a predicted model, not a curated record.